This is a messenger RNA of Culex pipiens pallens (northern house mosquito), 3120 nucleotides long. It is a transcript of the gene PIG-Z, whose product is annotated as GPI mannosyltransferase 4. Bases 857 to 2905 code for a protein of 682 amino acids. Gene Ontology annotation, biological process: GPI anchor biosynthetic process. NCBI's taxonomy places the organism in Eukaryota, Metazoa, Arthropoda, Insecta, Diptera, Culicidae. Gene Ontology annotation, cellular component: endoplasmic reticulum membrane. Gene Ontology annotation, molecular function: alpha-1,2-mannosyltransferase activity. The record is from RefSeq and is a predicted model, not a curated record. The transcript has 3 exons.
UUUUUAAUUUCUCGAUAUGCUGGGCUGAUAUAUGUACGUUGCUAUGCAGUUGUUUGUUUACCUUUGAUAUGGAAACGUCAACUUACCGUAGAUUUUGAAAUUUUCCAAACCAUACGUCAAGUUUCUAAUUUUAUUCCUUUUCAUUGUAGAAGAUCAGAUUCAUUUCCAUUGAUUCAAACUCCUAAGCUAAGUGAAAUUUUCUAAGUUGAGUGAUUGUAGAUAGGCCAUUAGAAAAAUGUGUGUAACUCAAUCCGAACAUUUCUUAAAGUUUUUGCUUUGUUUUCCAUAUUGAGUUUGAAUCAAUUUUGCACAACUUUCUAGAACAAAGCCAGUUUUUUCAUGAACAAAAAUAUACUCAUCAAUUCUAUAAUAAUCAAAUACAUUUUAAAUUACCACUUUAACUUUUAUGAUUAUGAUUGAUUACUUUAAAGCAAUAAUUUUUUGUCACAACACUAUUUUUCUUUUAAAUUUUAAGAACGAAGGGAGUUUUUAUUACCUGAAACUCUUUUUUCUUGAAAUUAAAAAAAAAUGCAAUUAUUAAAUAAAAAUAAAACAAACAUUACAGAAUGAAAGACAAAAAUUCAAAAACAACGAGUUUAUUUAAUUAUUUUAGCAUAGAAGUAAAUUCCUGGAGCUUGCACACAACUCGCUCAUUCCUUCAAAACAGACGCACUGUUUCCGAAUCACCCCUCACGAUGAAAGCAAAACACACAGCCAACUUUGACAGUUCUCGCUGUCAGCCAGCGAAACCCUGUACCAAAACAAAACCUCCCCAAACAAACCCCGGGCUCAAUCGAUAUUUUCAUUUCCCACUUGGAGCGGAGCAGAUUUUGUUGGGACGUUUUCUGAUUCAAAAAUGCACCCAACAAUGCACAGUAAAUCAAUUAAAGCCAAAGAUUCGUCGCUGGUGUCCUACUACAUCAUGUGCUUCGUACGGAUAGCGAUGGUGUUCAUCCCCCAGGUCGGUUACAUCCAUCCGGACGAGUUCUUCCAGACGGUGGAGGUCGUCGCCGGGGAUGAAUACGGUCUAGACGUUCGGAGAACGUGGGAGUUUGAUAAAUCGUUCCCAAUACGUUCCAUGGUGAUUCCUUUCUUGGGACUGAAGAUUCCUUUUGGAGUGCUUCGAUUCGUUUCGAUGUACACGAGGUACUUCUUGGGAAUCAACCUCCGGGGAAGCUACGUAAUGCUUGUGUUCCCACGACUUAUCAUGGUGGCCCUGUCGUUCGUGAACGACUGGAGUCUGGCACAAAUCUGCAAAGCCUACGGACUUCAAAGUCAGUUCCGACUGCUCACCCUAGCUAGUUCCUACGUAAUGCUGGUCUACUCAAUUCGAACGUUCACCAACUCGAUCGAAAUGGCCCUCUGCUCGUUGCUCCUGUACAUCGUCAGCGAUUGCAUGAUCCACUCCAACACCGUCAUCUACCAGCAAGAGUUCCUCGAUGAAAAGUACCAGAAAGAAAAGAAGCUCGUCGAAAAGGUCAAGCUGUACAAACUACGCCAAUCACUGCCGUCCCACUCGCUCAACCGAUGCGUCCUCAUGUCCACCCUGUGCGUCGCCGGCGUUUUCAACCGGCCAACGUUCCUCCUCUUCGGACUCCCGCUGGUAUUUCACUGGCUACUCCGCGGACUCGGAACCAAAAAAGCAUCCCUGAAAGACUUCAACAUCCGAAUCUUCACCUUUGUCCUGUCCGGAAUCCCCGCCCUCCUGCUCUUCAUCCUAGGAGACUCAUUCUACUACGGAUACCUGACCAUGCCGGAAAUUGAGCAUCUGGAUGUGACCAUCAACAACUUUGUGGUGACGCCGCUGAACUUUGUCCGGUACAACAUCAAUCCGAACAAUACGGGAGCGCAUGGGACGCAUCCGUUCUAUCUGCACCUGGCGAUCAACGUUCCGCUGCUGUACAACGUGCUCGGCGUGAUUGCGCUGGCGUCGUUUGGGGUGAUGAUGUACAGGUUUGCCUCCAACGAGUACACCAACCUGCCGCGGGCGCAAUCCUUCGUAGGCCUCAUGAUCUGCGCCAUCUUCUUCCCGAUCGUGAUGCUGUCCUUCAUCAACCACCAGGAACCACGCUUCCUCAUCCCGAUCACACUUCCGCUGAUUCUGCUGCACGCCCCAAAGCUCAAAACCGGACUGUGUUCCAGCUAUCCGUUCAAGGAGCGAUCUCGACUAAAAGAGCUGUUGUACAACUAUGUGUUGUGCGCUCAAGCAAGUGCACGACCGUUGCUCCGUCUGUGGUACACGUUCAACAUUAUUCUGACGAUUUUCUACGGGUUCGUCCACCAAGCUGGCGUGUAUCAACUGGCCGCCCACAUGAGCCAACAACUGGCGGCCACUCCGUCCACGACGCAAACCUACCUAAUUACGAGCCACAUCUACGACAUGCCGUACUGCUUCCUGGACUUGCCUAGCACGAACAUCCUCGUGACGAACCCCCAAACGGGUCAGCGGUAUCGACGGAAGCGGACCUUCUUCCUCAGUGAAUACGGGAGUUUGCCGAUUGGUCAACUUUACACCAAAGUCAAGCUCACCAUGGACAUGUGCCGACUGCAGACGUACAACCACAAAACGUGCCACGUGUAUUUGGCGAUUCCUUCCAGUUUGUCCGAGGACCUGAACAACGAGUUCCAAGAGCACGUCCAACCGCAGCUCAUGAGCCACAAUCUAAUUAAGGUAUUUUACGCCCAUCUCUCUAUGGAGGCACCGCCAAAGCUGCUGGGGCAGCACCUCUGCGGGAUCAACACCGAUUUGGAGGACGCCGAGGACACAUGCUCGAUCUACGCCGAGGAGGACUCGCAGGAUUGGUUGACGCCGAGUCGGAUGCUGAAGCAGUUUUCGUCUCUAGCCCACCAAUUUGGACUGGCUUUGUACGAGAUCAAGGCCAAGGGAAGCAAACCAGUUUCGUAACAAGCAAGGAAUUCAGUGAUAUCGUGAAAAAAAUCUAGUCAAACAAAUUUUUUUAAUUGUCGUAUUUUCCUUUCGUGUAUUUGCUUGCUUAGUGUGAGUACCUUAAAAAAGCGCAUUCCUGAAUAAAACCUACUGACUUUUUGUAAAUAUUUAUAGCUAACUAAGGCAUUAUUUUUCAUAAUAAAAGCACAACUUAUUUUUAACUGCAAAUCGUA